AUGGUUUGUCGCCCCGAAGAUCGGGGCUUAGCGCGAGUGACGAGGAAAGUAGAUGCACGUACAGCGGUAGCGACUUUGGGUGAAGCAUCGAGGCAGAAGAAUCUGCAGCUGCCAACGGCGUGCACAGCGAUCGCACAGACCGCCGUGACAUCGGAGAUCCAUCACGCGAAAGACUCGAAGCUGAACAUACGUGUGUUCACUGGCAAAGAGUUGCACAAGGGCCUGGGUGCGAAAUUCAAGCUAUGGGGCCGUGUGUUACAAGAAGAUCUCGAGAUGGCGCAAGAGGCGUGCAUUCACGCUUGGCCCGAGACGUACAAGAUCUCUAGACUCGUCUCGUACUUGCGUGCCGAAGCGGAAGAGUUCUUUUACGGCUUGAGAGAUGAGUGGUGUUCGAUGGAGAAGACGCUCGCCUACGCGAUGAAAGAGAUAGAGAGCGCAUUUUCUCGGACUUUUUAUAGCGCGAAAGUGGCUGAUUUCUUCGGCCGGAGCAAGCCAGCGACCGAGUCGUAG
This is a messenger RNA of Peronospora matthiolae, 510 nucleotides long. NCBI's taxonomy places the organism in Eukaryota, Oomycota, Peronosporomycetes, Peronosporales, Peronosporaceae. The record is from the annotation of a GenBank genome assembly.